Molecule: messenger RNA, 4734 nt
Organism: Fundulus heteroclitus (mummichog)
Lineage: Eukaryota; Metazoa; Chordata; Actinopteri; Cyprinodontiformes; Fundulidae
Product: phospholipid phosphatase-related protein type 4
Exons: 7
Coding region: 590-1600 (336 amino acids)
Biological process (GO): phospholipid dephosphorylation; signal transduction; axonogenesis
Molecular function (GO): phosphatidate phosphatase activity
Source: RefSeq, a predicted model, not a curated record
UAAUAAUUUACUCUAAUGUAAAUGUGUUCAGAUUCAGAUAUGCUUUUCUUCUGUGGGAAAUUGCUGCAGUGCAGAUUAAGACAGAAAUGCAAAGAAUAUCAACACACUACAACACAAUUAAUAAAACGAUUGAUCAUUAUUUUACAAGAAUAUGGCCAUUUCAGUGGGCAUUUGGAACUGCUACAUUUUAAGCAUCAACUGUAAAUAUUGUGUCUCUGUUAACCGCGCAGGAUGCUUGGUAAUGUAAAAUGAAAAAAAAAAAAAAAAAAAAAAAGAUCACUGAGAUUCAGUCUGAUCGCAGCCAGCUUCCCUCCUCAGUGCGCCUGCGCCUCCUCUCCUCUCCGCCCUCCAUACAUCGGCUCGGCUCAGUUCUCCAUCUGACAGCUGGCAAAGCCACAUGCUCAUAACCAGACUCCGAACUCUCCAUCAGCACAAAUAAGGUUCUGGUCCGAGCAGGUACCGAACGGCUGGGCUGGAGUCCCGGCAGCUGUCGGGUGGGACAUUCUGGAUCGCAUAGGCAUGACGCGCUCCUGAUCCCGGCAGGACGCCUUUCUUCCACCGUCACAUUUUGGAUCCGUUUGGCCUGAUCAUGUCUGUGAGAGAGAAGGGGGUCCUGACCAAAGACAGCGUCAGCUUGUUGCCCUGCUUCUAUUUUGUAGAGCUGCCAAUCCUGGUAUCAUCCAUCGUCAGUCUGUACUUCUUGGAGUGGACAGAUGUGUUCAAGCCAGUUAAGUCUGGAUAUAACUGCCAUGACCGCAGCCUGAGCCUGCCCUACAUUGACCCAAACCACGAGGUCAUCCCCUUUCUGAUGCUGCUUAGCUUGGCCUUUGCUGGACCAGCCAUCACAAUCAUGAUUGGAGAGGGCAUCUUGUUCUGCUGCCUCUCUCAGAGGAAGACUGGCAGUGGUGGUGGUGGGACUGAGGCCAACAUCAAUGCAGCCGGCUGCAAUUUCAACUCUUUCAUUCGGCGAGCCAUCCGAUUUGUUGGUGUUCAUGCUUUUGGCCUUUGUGCGACAGCCCUUAUUACCGACAUCCUGCAACUGAUGACUGGAUAUCCGACACCCUACUUUCUCACUGUGUGCAAACCCAACUACACCACACUUAACAUCAGUUGUGAGAAGAACCCCUAUGUGAUCGAGGAUAUCUGUUCAGGAGCAGACCCUGCAGCCAUAAACCAGGGGAGGUGGCUACUGAUGAGCGGGGAGGUGCUGAACGCAGGUUUUCGGGACGGUUUAAAGGGAAACGGCUGUCAGCACUACGGCGCCAGAGUGUUAACCUUUCUCGGUUGCUUGCUCCAAAUUCCUCCUCGGAGAGCCUCUAAGAAGACACAUGCCUCAGUUGAACUGAUUCCUCUUGGUUCACUCAGCAGUCAAGCCAAGCCAUCAUCUCUCUGGAGAUCCCAGCGAUCUGCCGACUCAGAGCCACCUGACAGCCGCCGCCCCCACGGUCUGAUCCUCCGAGCCCUGUCCUCCCUCGUCCAAUCGAUCACCUCCCCACCAUGCAGCCACCUCUCCCGCCACAAGCCCCAACAGCACCGGCUUACGGCCGCAGCAGCACCCACUCACUCUCCCCGGAGGAUCAUCCUCAUCUCGCACGAGUGAUCCUGCGCUUCCUCCACUCUCUGACACUCCACCGAGGCCAGCGCCCUGUCAUUGGCAUCUGUUUGUAAAUAAAAUUGUGAACCUGCUAGAUCUGUCUCAUCAGUGUGUCCUGCAUGUAGCUCAAAAAACUUAACACCAUGACAGUCUGUGCUUCCUUUCUUUUUCACCUAUAUGCAUAAUAUCAAAGUGGGAUCUUUAAACAUCAACGGUAGGAGGGAUCUAUAUUAAAAAAAAUGUCAGUUUGGAGAUGAUCAUUCAAAAGAAGUUAGAUGUGUUUUUACAGGAGACACAUACAGAUCAUAAAAACCAGAUAGAAUGGGGUAUCAGUUGGAAAGGGAAAUUAUUUUUGUCUCAGGUCAUUUUCUGGUGUAGCAAUUUUAUUUUUACCAGGAUUUCUUGCUAACAUCACAUCACGCCCUGAGUAAGUCCCGGGCAAGGUCCUGUGAUUAGAGCAGAAAUAGAACGAUUUUCUUUUUGUUUUAUUAAUGUUUAUGCACCAAACCAAGGGGAGGGCAGGAUUAAGACAUUUGAGAAAAUACAGUUUUUUUGCAGCACUCUAACCAAAAUGAGUGUGUUGUGAUGGGUGGGGAUUGGAACUGCACUACUAAUUUCACUACACAUAGAACAGGGGAAGAACCUAAUUUUCCAUCAUUUUUUAAAUUGGCUCAGUUGAUAUCAGAGCUGUAUUUGGUUGAUGCUUAGAAGACUAAACACCCUCAAUAUAAACAGUACACAUGGGUAAAAAUGAAAGUUUUAGUAAUUUUUGGCAGUUAUGAAAAGAAAGUCAGAUUUUACAUUAUUAACUGACUGGUUGGUACGGCUCAGAUAAGAGUCUUCUGUCAACAAUACACAAGUCAUUCUACAAUUCAAACUAAAAAUGUGAUUCAGAAUUUCGAAAAUGAAAUAAAACAAUUAGAAAACGAUGGGAUCACAGAUGUUACAAAUGAACAGCUUAAAAGAAAGAUCAGUUAAGUCGUUUUUUGCAUGAAAGGGCUAAAUUAGCUUUAGUUCGGUCGAGGUUUGUCAAUGUUAAAGAUAUGGAUGCCCCUACAUCUUUCUUUUUCAAACUUGAGAGGAAUAUCAGUCAAACAAAACAGUUGAUUGGCCUUCGGCUUCCAGAUGGAACUCUGACUACUGAUCCUAACACCAUGAAGGAGCAGGCUGUGGGCUUCUACAGUGAUCUUUUCAAGCGGCAGGACUGUAACAGAAGCUGUAUGGAGGAUCUGCCGGAUGGUCUUCCUCAGCUUUCUGCUGCAGAUCGGGCGAUUUUGGAUACUGGAGCUUCAUUGGAAGAGCUGACUGUCGCUGUUGGCCAAAUGGCUCCUGGAAAGACUCCAGGUCUGGAUGGAUUACCUGCAGAUUUUUAUAAACCUUUUGGAGGCUUUUGGGCGAGGACUUGUGGGAGGUGCUUCAGGAGUGCUCCUUGACAGGCAUCUUGACAUCAUCCCGCUGACAAGCUGUUCUCUCGUUACUUCCAAAAAAAGGAGACCUGACUGUUGAAAAACUGGAGACCCGUUGCCCUUCUUUGUGUAGAUUAUAAGUUGUUUACUAAAGUACUUUCGAAUAGGCUGAAGAACAUUCUUGAAUCAAAUAUACACAAAGAUCAAUCAUACUGUGUACCUGACAGAUCUAUCGUAGAUAAUCUUUUUCUUUUAGGAAACUUGAUUAAUAUCUGUAAACUAUAUGACAUUGAUAUUGGCAUUACCUCCUUGCAUCAGGAAAAAGCUUUUGACAGGGUUGAUCAUUGUUUUCUGUUUUCUACAUUGAGGGCUUUUGGUUUUGGUGAUCGCUUUAUUGCUUUAUUGGGUUUAUUGUAUGAAGAAGUGGUUUGUGCUGUUAACGUUGGGGGAGGAUUAAGUUGUCCUGUUAAGGUUCGGAGAGGUAUUAGACAAGGGUGUCCUAUUUCUGGACAAUUGUAUUCUAUUGCAAUCGAACCCCUUUUACACAAACUGCGCUCCGGAUUUAUCCUUCCAGGAAUCCCAAAUCAUUCAGGUUUAGUGGUCUCUGCUUAUGCUGAUGACAUAAACAUUUUUGUUAGAAAUCAAAACAAUGUAAAGGAUAUUCAACACUGUUUGGAGCUUUAUGAAAAAGCCUCCUCAUUUAAAGUAAAUUGGGAAAAAAGCUCUGCAUUAAAAAUUGGCCCAUGGACUAAUAAUUUCCCUACUUUACCAGGUAAUAUUCAUUGGGCUAAUGGAACGGGUGAUUUGCAUCAUGGAUGUGCAGCCAACAAAUCUGCAGCAUCUGUGUAAUGCUAUCAUGUCAACAUGGACGAUCUGAGGGAUGUUUUCAGUACCUUGUUGAAUUAAUGCCACAAAGGAUUAAGGCAAUUCUGAAGGCAAAAGGGGGUCCCACCCGGUACUAGCAAGGUGUACCUAAUAAAGUGACCGGCGAGUGUAAGAUGUAAUGUAAAAGCCAAUUGAUGUAUUUAAGCAAGUUCAUUUGACAACCUAAAUAAUAUUAAAUUUUAUUUCACUUUGUUUUAUUUUAUAUACAUUUUUUAUGUUAUUUCUUUGAAAUACACAGUUCAACUAUUUGUGUCGAAAAAUGUAAAACAGGCAAGCCAUGUGUAGAAAUACAUUUUCCAGAGAGGAAAUAAAGCUUGAACUGCUGAUUUCAGCUCUGAAUUUAGGUCAGCUCUAUGAGUGGCAUUGUAGUCAGUUUUUUCAUUUGUAUUAAUUUUUUAUGAUUCCACAGAUGUUUCAAAUGGAAAUGAAAUCAUGGCACAGAUGAAUGCACACAACUGCUUGAAUGCACCGAGAUGCUCUGAUUCACACACAUGCUGCGCCAGGCUGGAUAAAGGACUGAAUUUGAGAAGCUGUUAGAAAUAGGUCACUUGGAUGGAGCUCAGUGAGAAACGGGGCCACAGGUUCAAAUUUCCUCUGCAGUUCCCAGUUCAGCCCCUGCUGGAAUACAUCAUAAGACUGGAUUAGGCACUGACUACAUGUUUAUACAUUUUUUAUUUGCUCCUUGCUGGGUAGCUAAAGUAAAAUGUAAAGGUAGAAGGUCAUAAAACAAGAUAUCUAAUUUGGUUUGACGAGAGAACCCACAUGAAACAAAAUGCUCUUCCUUCUUAUGUCAAAUUAUGCAGGAUUUUAUUUUUUUUUGCCUCUAUGCUGACUCACUUGUGCUCUUUG